Molecule: messenger RNA, 2123 nt
Organism: Paramecium primaurelia
Lineage: Eukaryota; Ciliophora; Oligohymenophorea; Peniculida; Parameciidae
Source: the annotation of a GenBank genome assembly
AUGAAGUAGAAAAAAUAUAAAAAUAUAGAAUUUCAUUUUAUUGAUUAAUAUGAUGAUGUUACAUUGUAAUAUUUAGCUAAUUGCUUUCAAUUGAUUAAAGUAGAAAAAAUAAGUCUUUUAUAUCAUGAUGAAAAUUGUGAAGCAUUUUUGGAGAAUACUUUUAAAAAUAUUCCAAAUUUAACCCUUUCAAUUUAAAAUGAAGUAAAUCUUGAUUAAUUAUGGAAUAAUGAUUUAAUUGAUCCGAAUGCAGAAGAGGAGAAAGUUAAAAAGAUAUAAUUUAUUGAAAAUCCAAAAAUUACUACUGGUUACUAAGCAUUACAAUUAAACUAGCUUGUGAAAAAUAAUUAAAUAUAAAUUUCUCCAGAAUUUUAAGCUUUAAUGUCAAUUCACUAAAGAGGAUCAACCUUUAAUAGAGGAAUUAGUAAUGGGGCUAUCAAUUAAUCGUAGAUAAUUGAUUAUACUCCACAAGGUAACCUAGAAACAUCUUAAGAUAUUAUUGAUGAAGCAUAAACUCAAAUUGCUAAAAUAACUAAAAGAACUUUAUUUGAAGAAUCUUUUGGAAGUAUUUAAUUAUUGAUGAAUUUAUACGAUUAUUACGAAGCCUGGAACAAAUUAAAUUCAUUUUAAGCAACUAUUCAAUCUAUUUGGUCAUUUUUUAAUGGAUUCUUAUAAAUUAUUUCUCUUGUCUAUUUAAAUAAUGGAGAUGAUAUAUUUAUAUAUGCAUUAAUAGUUUUAACAAUUGUUAAUCCAGUAUUGUAAAUGCUAUCAUUUGCAGUAUUUUAACAACGUGUAUUUAAAGAUUUUUCAACUUUAAAAUAAAUAUCUUUUAUUCUAUUAUUUGCAAUAUUUAACUUUUUUAAGAUUUGGGAUAUUGUAAUGAUUUGUUUAUAUUUAUGUGUAUAGGAAUUCACUGAUGUUGUAAAAAGAGAUUUUAGUUCUGUUGGAUAUAUAAAGUUCAAAAGUUAUGCUUCAAAAUUUUAAGGCAGUUUAGCUACUUAAGUAUUUAAUUAUGAAACUGUUUAAAUUGAUUCCAAGAACAUUUUUUAAAUUAAGAGUUAGCCAUUUUAUGAGGCUGUAAUGUGGAGAACAAAUGUUGAAGAAGCUUUAAAUAAAAUUCCUUAGUUCUUUGUAUAUAUAUUAUCACUAUUUAUGAACUAAUUGAAUAUAAUAUGGGUUAUGUCUUUCAUUCAAUAGCUAAAGAAAGUAUAGAGGCGAUAAAAAAUAUACUAGAAGUUGUUAUUAAAGACUAUUUGAUUCCAGCUUUAAUUUUAGGAUCAGUUUCAAUUGAUUCAUUCUUUUAAUCUAUGUUGUAUUUGAGCUCAAUAUCAAAUUAAAUAUUAUUGGAAUAUCCUAAAUCUUUCUAGAUUAUUUCAAAAGUAUAAGAAGAAUAUUUAAGAGAAAAAUUAACUUUUAAAAUUAAUUUGAAAACUUUAAAUUUUUCUAAUUACAAAGAUUUAAAAAAGCAAAAAAUGUUAGCUUAAUUUAGGUAUGUGCUUGCAAAAAUUCAAAAUAUUUUAGAAAUUGAUUAAGCUUAAAGUCUUUUUUCUAUGGGAUCUGAAUUAAAUGAUUUAAUUAGAUGUUUAAAAGUCAGUCAAAUAUUUUAAUUAAAAUUGAAUUUCUAUUUUGACGAAAUAGUUCCUGCCAUAAUUCCUUAUGUUAAUACAUUUAUUAAAAAUUGCCCAAAAUAAUUACAAUUCUUAUAAAUUUAAGUAGAAGCUACUAAUGUACAAUAAAUGAAAAUUGUUGUUGAAAGAAAAGAUGUUUUAACAGCCUUUUCUUAUUCAUUUUUCUAAAUUAUACAAUAAUACAAAGAUAAUUCUAGAGUAUUUGAAUAAUAAAAUUUGAAUAUUGAUAAGGUUUUUUUAAAUUUAGAUCGUUACAAUUUUGAUUAAUUUUAUUUUGAAGUUUCUGGUAAUCUUAUAUUAAAAAAUUGUCAUUAACUAUUUGAAUAAUUCACUUAAAUGUAAGUUUUCAAAGUAUCUAUUCUAAAUAAUGCAGCCAUAUAGACUUUUGAAUUUUCUAGUAAUUUAAAAAGUAAACAAUUAGAGAUUCUGGAUAUUACUUUUGAAAAUAUUUUAUUAGAUUUUUAAGAAUUCCCUUUUAAAAAUCUCAAUAUCUUUUGA